AUGCACCACCCCAGGCCACCCCGCCGUCCCGCCCCCAAAAAACACCACGCUCACCAACUCCCCCGUGCCCCGGUUCCACCACACCCGCUGAUAGCCCCCCACGCCGCGCGAUCCCGCCAGCGCCCCCGCCGUGACGUGCUGCGCGCGGUGCGCGGGCGGCAGCGAUUCGUACGCAUCCCACGACUCCCAGGUGGUGGGGUCCGCGGUGAGGCGUUGGACGAGGGGGAGCUGGGAGGCUUGUUCGUGGAGAACCCGGAUGGUGUAGGCGUCUUCGGGGGUGCCGGGGGUGGGCGGGGAGGGGGGGGAGAGGAUCAGGCGCAGGGAGGAGUCGCUGAGGGCGCCGGCCAGGGUGAAGAGGAGGGCGAGGAUGAGGCGUGGGGCGAGGCGGGCUCUGUUAAAUCUGAUAACUACGCGUUCGGAACCGCCAUGGAACGACUAAUUGCUGUGUGCUUGUCCCACCGAGACCACUUCUCCGAAGGACACAUGCGGCAGGUUUUUGGCUACGAGGCUUACCACUGGGGCAUCAUGAUCACGCCCGAGGCCAGCCAGGGACAAGACUGCGACAUCUUUGACGCCACCGACGCAACCGAGAUCGACCCUGUCACCUUUCGAAUGCGUAACCCUACCAUGGACUGGUGGUUCCGGGACCAGAAAGACGUCGACCCUGCUCUCAGUGCGAAGCUCAUCGGGCGUAUCAUCAUUGGGCGGGUACCGGACGAGGUAUCGCGCGAUGAGGUUUGGCACGUUUUCAAGAAUGUUCCUCUGCCAGUCAGAAAUCGGGACCCGCAGCAGAGUUGCGUGACGUGGGCCGUGAACGCCAUUUUGGCCCUCCAAGCGCUAGGUUGGGUACGGAAGUUCGAAAUCGAUCAGUUUAAAGACUGGGCGCUCUCAUAUGCCGAUAUGAGGAUGAAACAGCGACCGGGUUCGAGUGAAGACGAAGUGACGCACUACGCUGUCGAAAAUUAA
Messenger RNA from Chaetomium globosum CBS 148.51, 966 nucleotides. RefSeq lists its product as uncharacterized. Lineage: Eukaryota; Fungi; Ascomycota; Sordariomycetes; Sordariales; Chaetomiaceae. The transcript has 2 exons. The coding region runs from base 1 to 966 and encodes 321 amino acids. The record is from RefSeq and is a predicted model, not a curated record.